CUGCUGAAGGGGACGGCGGGGCCUGCCCGCCCCCGCCCCCGCCCCGCCCGGGAGCCCGCGGCCGCCACGGCGGUGCCGCGGGGAGGGCGGAGAGCGCCCGGUGGAGCGGCGCGGAGCGGCACGGCAGACCCAGUCGUGAAGCUGUCUGUGCUGUACUGGGGACAACUUGUUAAAAGCAGCUGUGUUUUUGUGGUUAGAAAUGAACUUACCUUGACAGGAAACACUUAAAAGCCAGGGUGGCAAAAAGACUGCUUAACCCUCUCAUGCAAGAUUUCUUCAGAAGUAAAGAAGCACAAAAGGAGACGUUCUGUUCUUUGAAAAUAACACAAACCACUGGCAAGAAGCAGCAACACUGUGCAUCAAACAAGGAAACCAUUUCCAGAUUAUCAAAACAUGCUGUUGAGCUGAAUUCUGCAGCUGCAUUUUCAAAUGUACCAUGGGAUGCAUCAAAUCCAAGGAUGCCUUUCCAGGUUCAAAUGCUAUCCAGGAUGAAAGGAUCGGGGAAGGUAACGAAGGAUGCACUGGGGAGAAAUCAUCACUGAUAGCAGUGAAGGUGGAUGAGAGAAGUCCAUCAAGCACUAUAGUGCUAGACUACGCACACCGUCUCUCCCGUGAGAUUCUUGAUCAGGCGGUGAAACAGUGGGCAGUGACUGAAAGCAAAUACAGUGACAUCCCUUUUAUUGAAAGUGAUGUGCCCUGAGCCCUGACUGGCAAGGACUGUCUUCACAGUGAGUGUCCUGUCUGUUAAGCAGUUUGUAUUUGGUACUAGUGCAAAUAAAGUAAAACCAGCUGUGAUUUGAGCAUAAUGCCACUAUAUGAAUGUUCGCAAGGAGAGGCUGAAAAAAUUUGCCUUCUAAUCUGUAUUGCUAAGAAACUAAUUGGAUUACAGUAGAAUCUAUUAAUCAAGUGUCAUUUGUUAUUGGCCGUAUGUUGAGUAUAUUCUGUCUUUGUAUGUGUUGAAUGUGAUCAGAAAUUAGUGUUAAAAAAAGAGGAUGAGAAGAAUGUGGCUGCCCUGCAACUGUACAAGCACUGCCACAGAGGCCCCAAAGAUGCUUAACAACAAAGCGUGGAUUAUUUUUAUGUACUGCAUAAAAAAUCACUGGCCAGUUUGUAGGUGAAAAGAGAACUCUCUAUGCUUGGCACAUUUGUACGCGUUUGCUAAAGUGAAACCAAGGUCUGCAUGCAGCAAAGAAAACUGCUGUCAUAAAUUUUACUUUGAUUCUUUGACCUGACUAAAUCUGUAAACCACAAAAUAAUGAAGGUGAUGAGAAGCAUUUUAUAAAACCAAGUAUGCAGGGAACCAUAUGGAUUAUGAUACUAUUCAACUUCCAUUCUUAAGUGAACCAAUGAAAAACAUUACAAUAUUGAUAAACAGUGCAUUAUAAUUAACAGAUGCUCUGGCUUCUGUAAAUGCAUGAAGGCUAUUCUUAAAGAUCCUGCACUAAGAUAGUUUAAUGACACCUGAUCACUGUGUUCAGAACAAGGCCGUUCGGGUUUUUUUGGUUUGGGGUUUUGGGUUUGGGGUUUUUUUUCUGUUAGGGUGCUGGGUUUGGGGGGGUUCUUUUGUGGUGUUUUUUUUUUUGUCUGUUUGUUUUUUACUGUAACCCAGAUAGGUGUGCAAAAACUACUGAGGCUAACUAGUGAAAUGAACCUUCAAGGGCGUAACAAUGUUUUAGGACUAUUUGUUUCAUGGGACCUAUGGCUGCAUUACACUAAAAUUUCACUCUAAAGUAACACCCUUGGGACAGUACGCCUUCCUUCAGCUUCUGUAGGCUCAUCGCUUACCUGCUGGUAAAACUGUGUAUGGGGAUGCAAAUGUGAGCUACAGAAACCUAAAGCCUGAGCCAUGCACUGAAUUAGUGAAUAAGCCUUAGGCCCAAAGCUAAAGGGCUACACUCUUUACCGGUUUGAUCUAGCUUGCAUCCACACACUGCACCCUGCCUCUCCAGGACUUGCAGCCUGACCUACUGCACUCAUAACUAGCAUUUGAGAUACCAAGAAAGGCAUAAAUUAAUCAUAGCCAUCUUAAAGCUGUAGUUUUGCUGACAUUUUAUACAAAGUGAAUGCCUUGUAAAAGCUUGGGUUUUUAGCACCUGUUUGUUCCUUUUUCUGUUAUAGCCAGUUUAAAAGACAUAGGGUUUUUUUCCUAGAUCAAAGUGCUUUUCCAUUUUAUGUCUUCAUUUUAUAGAAAAAUGCUUUCCAUACUGGCAAAAACUGUUACUAUUUUUAAAAGGUACACGUAGUUCUAGUAAAUGAUAUAAAGCAUGAUUUUUUCAAGCAUUGGGAAACAAGCAGAAAGAGGAUCAUGUAAAUAGUUAUUUUUAGCUUAUUCUCAGACAUAAGAUAGUCUGAAUUGAGCUGUUCUGCAAACUUUCUGACACAAACUUAGUUAUUUGAAGUUCACCUAUAUGGGGAAGUGGUUGUAUGAAGAGCAAAGGGUGAAAAAUGCUUCUUUGUAACACAGCACAAGACUGCCAUUACUUCAGUCACCAGACUAGACCCUGCUAUGAAGACUGUUCUCAGGCUUUUGCUGAAAAAUGGAACAAAAUCUGCUCAUGAUGUAAUGCCUGGUCUAUGAAGUAACACAGUCUUUGAAGCCACAUGUAAAGUGGGACUAAGGUAUUAUGGCCCAUUUAAAUUCUACUGCUAACAGUGAUGUUCCUUGAAGCUCUAAACUAUGUAAAACAUUAGAUCAUACCCUACAUUUGCUCUAUCUAAAAAAACCUCUGCUGUAUACUUGGGUGAAUUAAAAAGCAAAACCGAAACACUCAUCAGGUCAGUACAUAUUAACUGGAUAUUGCUUAACCGUAGUAUUAAAAAAUAUUCCUAUUCUUAUUAUAGCUAAAAUAAAGCUUUAUUACAAAAAAAGGCCAACCUUUCUGUAACGUUAGUCUUGACUCAAGAAUGUUAACAUUGCCAAAGACAGUAAUUAAAAAAAAAAAAAAAGAAAAGAAAAAAGAAAAAAAAAAAGCCCAAACUCCAUACCAUAGACAUUAAUUGCCAGAUGGGUGAAUAGCAGAUAGAAAACAGCACUCAGUUUAGGAGUGCAUUUAGGUAUAUCUGUCUUGACCCUUGUACAAAUACCUUGGUGGCUGCCACAGGGAGUUAGGUGUUGCAGUGUCUCACAUCCUUUCUUUGGAUGUAGCCUUAGCAUCUGACACUCUUCUGGAGUCAGAAUAACAGAUGCACUUUUGAAACCAGCUUCUCUAUUGGCAGGCUGCCACUGCACGGUCCAACAGCAGGCAGAAUUAUAAAAUAAUAUAAAAUAGCCUAAAAUUACAUCAUCGCAUCUGUACUGAUAAAGACUCAAAAUUUCCUCAAAGGAGAAAGUUACCUAGGUAUAAUUAAACAUGCAUCGCAGUGAGCUUCCUUUUGGAGUACUUGCUGUGUGGGAUGGCUGCGCUGCUUGCUCAGAGAGCCACCCAUAACGCGAUAGCGACUGAAUCGCCUGCUGCUUGUUAUGUCCACCCAGUCACUUACCUGCAACAACAAAGCUUGUCUUCCCUCAUUAAUGCUUGAAGAUUACAGCAGCUUCAAUAUGGCCUGAAGUGCAAUUCCAGCUGGUUUAUGAUGCUUUCUAUGACAUUGGCACUUCAGGGAAAGCAUGCAGCAAAUGGAAAGCAAAUAAGCUUACAAACAACAGGGAGACAGCUUCUCACCAGGAAAACAAUCUCUUUUACAGGACACUGUCCUUAAAAAAUAAUGCACUUACUCUUAAUAAAAAAAAAAAAAAUUAUAUCUGUUCAAUACUACAAUCUGGUAAGAGAUCAAAGUAGAUCUCUUGCCAGAGUUCUGCUGUAUUUUUAAUACAUAAUACUAACAAAUAUAAAAACUUCUUUACCUAAAUAAAAUUACAUCUGUUUACUUAUCAUUAGAUUACUCUAAGCUGUCCUAUAGUCUUAUAAAUCCACUUAUGGUGGCUUUCCAACUAAGUUGCCACUGAUUCUUUGACUUGACUUUGUGUAAUAAAGGCACUCCAGUAUGGGACUGGCAUACUUUGCAAAACCGUUUACUUCUAUUUAGGAGUUAAAAAUACAUAUGCUUUAUAUUUUCUCCAGGAAACAUAAGUAUAGUCUGAGUGGGUACGAUGUGACUGACUUGAUAUUCUAAUAAUGGUUCAAAACACAUUAACUGCAGCACAGCUUUGUAAAAUUGACAUUUCUGGAGUAAGACACAUCAGUAUUCCCAAAUAAAACAAACUACAAUAUAUUUUUACAAUAUUUUUUCUGGAAAAUAUUUUCUUGCGGACCAAAUAAAAUUAAACUUACCA
Molecule: messenger RNA, 4270 nt
Organism: Harpia harpyja (harpy eagle)
Lineage: Eukaryota; Metazoa; Chordata; Aves; Accipitriformes; Accipitridae
Gene: AKAP19
Product: chromosome 7 C2orf88 homolog
Exons: 4
Coding region: 437-700 (87 amino acids)
Molecular function (GO): protein kinase A regulatory subunit binding
Source: RefSeq, a predicted model, not a curated record